AUGCAGGGGAGACUUAACUCUAACGCAACAGGAGAUUCAGGAGGAUCUUGGUCAGCUGGUAAUAACAAUUCGAGUCAAUGGCUUCAGAUCGACCUUCUUGAUCAAAGAAAUAAUGUGACCCGUGUAGCUACUCAAGGAAGACAUGAUGCCAGCCAGUGGGUAACAAAGUACAAGCUGCAGCACAGUAAAGAUGGUAUAAGCUUCAGCUUUUAUCGGGAACCAGGAGAUACAGCAGUGAAGGUGAUAUUAGUAUUUGUUUGCAUUAUUUUUUAUAGAAAAAGGAUCAGAAAAACAUUAAAAAAAUGUGUACUUCUUUACCUAGGUUGCCUUUACAUUUGCAAGCGAGUAUAAUUUUCCCGACAUUUGGAAAUCAGUGCCUUAUACAUAACUAAGCCUGAAGCAGUUUGGAGUAUUUUUUUAUUCCUCUUCUUUUUUUAGGUUUUUGAUGGAAACAAAGACCGGAAUUCUAUUGUUUAUAAUGAACUUAACCCACCCAUCACAGCACGUUUCAUCCGCUUUCAACCAGUGUCUUGGUAUGGUCAUAUAUCGAUGCGAGUAGAACUGUAUGGCUGUCAAGGUACUGAAAAAAUCACAUUGUAA
This is a messenger RNA of Pocillopora meandrina, 600 nucleotides long. The record is from the annotation of a GenBank genome assembly. Lineage: Eukaryota; Metazoa; Cnidaria; Anthozoa; Scleractinia; Pocilloporidae.